Messenger RNA from Actinia tenebrosa (Australian red waratah sea anemone), 568 nucleotides. RefSeq lists its product as uncharacterized. The record is from RefSeq and is a predicted model, not a curated record. Lineage: Eukaryota; Metazoa; Cnidaria; Anthozoa; Actiniaria; Actiniidae.
CGUGAUUGAUAGUAAGCAAUAGCAAAUAAAUAGGUACUGCCUAGAUGCAGCUUGCUCAUAACUUGUGGACUUCCCAAGGUUAACACACAGCAGACAUUUCUUCUAUCGAUCCACAUUUCAAAACGAAAAUGAAGAUUUCAGUGUUGUUCAUUUUUGUGCUCGUACAAUUGGUAGUUCUUGAGAUCCAUUGUGAGGAAAUUCGUGAAAGAAUGAUAGCACAGGAGCAGGAAUUUGAUCGCGAUGCAGGUUGCUCUACCUGGAACGGCACCUGUAAAAGAAGGCUAGCAAAGAAACUUCGCGAUGCGGGUUGCUCUACCUGGAACGGCACCUGUAAAAGAAAGAUAAGAAUGGAGCAGGAACUCCGCGAUGCGGGUUGCUCUACCUGGAACGGCACCUGUAAAAGAAAGAYACAAAAGAUGCGGGAACAGAAACGUCGCGAUGCGGGUUGCUCUACCUGGAACGGCACCUGUAAAAGGAAAUUGCAACGCUAAUGGAAAACUCUGAAACACCUUGAAAUCAUAAUAUUUCAAGGAAUUGAAUGAUUAAAACUAAAUUAGAGUAAACCAUA